Molecule: messenger RNA, 2828 nt
Organism: Scleropages formosus (Asian bonytongue)
Lineage: Eukaryota; Metazoa; Chordata; Actinopteri; Osteoglossiformes; Osteoglossidae
Gene: btbd17b
Product: BTB (POZ) domain containing 17b
Exons: 4
Coding region: 319-1785 (488 amino acids)
Molecular function (GO): protein binding
Source: RefSeq, a predicted model, not a curated record
CAACCCACUGCGCCACCGCGCCCUGCUCCCCUCCGAAGUAUGCCAGAUCGAUGCCAUGCUGCACUGAAAAAGGAAAACUCAAAAUCAAACCCGUCGCCAUGGCAACGGCCCUGCCAGAUUCCACCAAUCAAUGGGGUCCGCAAGGGCUGCGAGUGAUGCCUAGAAGGACUGCCGUCCUACAUAAAGCACACGCGAGCUGCAGCCAGAGCACAACACGGGGCAAAACGUCCAUCAAGCAGCGAAGAGCCGCAGCACGAACGCUGGAACCCUGAGCCAGGAAGGAAUAUACAAUAAGGGGGAGGGGGUAUAGGAGGAGAAAUGGCCUGGACACUGCAAGGUGGAUCCUCUGGGCAGAUUUGCUGGAGGAUGCUGCUCAUCACUGUCUGCCUGCACACUGUGAUGGUCACUGAAGGCGCGCUGAAGCAGGAGGGAGCCCUGGAAAGCGGCUCUGCCCUGAUCAACCACUCAAUGGCACUCGUCCAGCGGCUGGAAGCGCUGUUUGCCCAGGGAAACGGCAGUGACGUGGCCCUGCGCGUGCACACAGCCAACUCUGAUGAGGUGAAGGUAAUACAGGCGCAUACACUGGUGCUGUCCUUGCAGAGCGAGGCGUUUGAGGACCUGCUGCAGAGCCGCAACAGCAGCGUCCUCACCCUGAGGGAGGCCCCUGAUUGUGCUGCUGUGUUUGAGAAAUUCAUCAGGUACUUGUACUGUGGUGAGAUUUCCCUGCGCCUGGAACAAGCUGUACCGCUGCACAAGCUGGCCAGCAAGUACCGUGUUUCGGCCCUGCAGCACGGACUGAGUGUUUACAUGACCCAGCACUUGGCCAGUGACUCGCCUGGUGGCCACGUCGUUGGCUGGUACCAAUAUGCCACCCAGACAGGUGACGUGGCUCUGAGAGACAGCUGCCUGCAGUACCUAGCCUGGAACCUAUCAUCGGUGCUGCACAGCAGGGAGUGGGCCUCGCUCAGUGAGGAGCUGUUGCUCUCACUGCUGCAGCGCUCCGACCUUAUCUUGCACAGCGAGCUGGAGCUGUAUGAGGCAUUGGAGGCUUGGAUCACGCAGAACCAACCUGGUGGCCCCACCGUGGAGUCGGCACUGCGCUCCAUCCGCUACGGCAUGAUCCCCCCACAGCAGCUCUUUCGGCUGCAAAAGCAGUCACCACUGAUGCUGAAGUACUACGAGUCAGUGCGUGAUCUCCUCUUCCUGGCCUUCCAGUUCCACUCUGCCUCCCCAAUACAGCUCGCCAAAUAUUUUGAUGUCAACUGCAGCAUCUUCACACCUCGCAACUACCUGUCGCCAGCCUGGGGCUCCCAGUGGGUGAUUAACAACCCUACUCGCGAUGACCGCAGCACCAGCUUUCAGACACAGCUAGGCCCCAGUGGCCAUGAUGCCAGCAAGAAGGUGACGUGGAACGCACUCUUCUCACCUCGUUGGCUGCCUCUCAGCAUGCGAUCAGCCUACGCAGAGAGCAGCGCCAUGCUAGCCACACGUGCUGCAGCCUCUGAUGGCACUGGCCACCCUCGCAUUAUCGUCACGCCGGCCACUUCUAGCGCCGAUUUUGCCGGUGUCAGCUUUCAGAAAACAGUAAUUGUCUCCGCACGCCAGCAAGGCAAACCAGUGGUGCGGCAUGUCUACAACUUCCACCAGAGCACUGAAGAGACAGGAGACUUCCUGGCAGAUGCGGACCUGCAGCGGCGAGCCUCUGAGUAUCUUAUUGACAGCUCCCUGUACCUUCACAUUGUGGUCAAGCCCCUCUACCACAGCCUCAUCGUGGCCAGGAAGUGAAACCCCUUUCCAGCUAGAAGAAAAGAGGUGCACAGAGGCAUGAGAUUCCACACACACACACACACAAAUUCAGUUUAAGCAGUGCACUAAAAUUGUGGCUUCAGUAUUUUUUUCUCUUAGUUGGAUGACCUCAUUCCUACAGUCAGAGGACUGUAGUUUAUUUGGUUGUUUUUUAAUGUCCACCUGUUUUUCAUUUAUCUGAGCAGAGUAGAGAGGUGUCAAGUUCCAGAUGUCCCCAAUGAUAGUUUUACCCUUUUCAUUGCACAAAGUCCAAGUGGCAGAAAGUCAUAAUCCUGUACCAUAGAACUCAAAAUCACAAUGCAGCAUUACCUUGGUGUGUGCAUUCAGGAUACACUUCAGUGGCAGAUAGAACACCAUACAUCAUGUGUCAUUUGUGAUAUCUUCAGUGCUGUUCAAAUCGUGUGCAACGAAACUUGGCUAUGACCUUGGUUUUGGUUUUGUUUACAGAAGAUGGAAUUUUUUCCAAGAAGUGCACAUUGGAAAUAUGCAACGCCAUCAGCACAUUCUUACCACUGGGUGUACUACAUCUCAGGAAAGGUGCCAGCCUGGGAUUUUCUUGUUGACAGCUGCCAAUUCUAAGGUGCUGCUGUGUGCACCCCAAAGGAAACAGCAGAAAGGGCCAUAGUUACCAUGAAUAUCAAACCAUACAUAAACUUUCAUAUUACAUUACAGUGUGUACAUAACAUCAAAAUCCAUAAACUCCGCUCUCUGAAACGUGUUUUACAGUUAAAAAAACUUUUAUCUAGUUGCCACUGUUCCAACAGAAAUUAUACUCAACUGUUCCAGUUGUUAUUUUCUAACUUUGAUGUACAGUAGUUAUUUUAGUCUAGAACUUUUGAAAUAGCUGUAUGAAUAACCAAUCUCUGGUAGGAAGAGAACCGAUUUUUUAACAGUAUUCUUCCCCAUCAGCCUUCCUGAUGUUGUGACUCAUGAAAGUAUAGAUUUUUGAGAUUAAAAUUUAGGAAAAUGUAUGAAGUAUAAUCUUGAAGUCUUUAUUUAUGCAUAUUCCCCACCCCUCUCCA